This is a messenger RNA of Exophiala viscosa, 1659 nucleotides long. Its product is annotated as Fe-containing alcohol dehydrogenase. Lineage: Eukaryota; Fungi; Ascomycota; Eurotiomycetes; Chaetothyriales; Herpotrichiellaceae. Gene Ontology annotation, cellular component: mitochondrion. Gene Ontology annotation, molecular function: alcohol dehydrogenase (NAD+) activity; metal ion binding. The coding region runs from base 327 to 1565 and encodes 412 amino acids. The transcript has a single exon. The record is from RefSeq and is a predicted model, not a curated record.
CGUUCACACACAUACACACUGACCGAUCUGAUGAAACAUGAGGUAUGGUCAAUCCAACACUGCAUUGCUGAAGACUGGCGGUACAACUCCGUACUACUCUCUAUAUAUGCCGUGCUCGUGGGGCUUUUUCCGUUGGAGCUGCCCGGAUAAAUGCUGAUUGACUCCGCACACAUCGUCAGCCUCGUCUACUACCGUCCCCCACUUGCCAACUCAUAUCAACCCUGUCAUCCUUUGAUCGGAAGACCCAAUCUUGUCGCUGCAGAUGCCUGGUCGGUCUGUCCAUAUCUGUUCCUGACGAGUGUUUCAGCGGCCUAACUUCUGCCGUCAUGCCAUUCUCCUAUGGCACUGAUCACCUCGAACAUGCAUUCGGGGAUCGCCCCUUGCCAUACAUAGCGUACGGUUUGCCCUUCGAUCAAGCUGCCGCCCACCACAUUGAAAACACGCUUCACGCAAAACGGGUUUAUAUUAUAGCAUCCAACUCCUUAUCUAAAAACACUUCUGCACUCAAACGUCUUCAGGAUGCGCUCGGCGACAAAGUCGUCGGUCUCAGGAUUGGUAUGGCCCCGCAUACACAUUGGAAUCAAGUUCUUGAAGUCGCAAAGGAUGCUGCUUCGAAAGGUCCAGACUGCAUCGUCACUUUAGGGGCUGGAUCCCUCACCGACGCGGCCAAGGUGAUUACUUAUAUGCUGAGCAACGACAUCACUACCUCCGAGGGUAUGGAGAAGCUAGCAGCAUCUCCUACCGACUUCAAGGACCCAUCCGUCAAACACGUCGCGAUUCCGACGAGUCUAUCAGGCGGCGAGUACCAGGCUCUGGCUGGAGUGACACGCGACGAUGGCAGUGAUCGAAAGUGCUUGUUCCUCUUGCCCAAGCAGAAUCCGUAUCUUGUGGUCCUCGACCCGGAGUUGACGACCACGACACCAGAACGGAUCUGGCUGAGCACUGGUGUCAGAGCGGUUGACCACUGCGUUGAGACUAUUUGCAGUCUUCUGUCGAAUGAGAAAGGUGAUGUCGAGGCUGAGAAAGGACUCCUACGUCUAAUCCCGUCUCUGAUUCGCACGCAUAAGAACCUCAAGGAUCUUGAUGCUCGUUUUGAGACCAUGAGAGGUGUGAUGGAGGCAAUGAGCGCCGUGAGUAGCGGCGUGCCUUUGGGCGCGAGUCAUGCUAUCGGACACCAACUUGGUCCGAUGGGUGUGGGCCAUGGCGAGACCAGCUGCAUUAUGCUGCCCGCGGUGUGCAAGUGGAACGAAAAGGUUGGAGCGAAUGUGGAAAAGCAGGCGAACUGCAAGAAAAUCCUACUUCGGUCGCCCAUCGUGAGAGAAUUAUUGGAGGCCAAGUAUGGGAAAGACACGGAUAGUACCAACAAGUUGGAUCUAGGUGAUGUUUUGGACGUAAUAUUCAGGGAGAUUGGUAUGCCACGGACGCUGAAGGAUGUCGGGGUGGGAAGAGACAAAUUGGAUAUCCUGGCUGAAAACAGUCUGACAGACCACUGGAUUCAGACAAAUGCGAAGCCUAUCACGGAAAAGGAGCAGGUCAUGGAGAUCCUAGAGAUGGUGGUCGAAUGAAAGCUUGCCGUGUAGUGAAGUGCUACAGGCAGUGACUGUGACCAUGAGUAAGCUAUUCCGAGCGAUAAAUUCAAGGUAUAUAUGAUUAAAGUCU